CUUCCCUAUUGAAAUACUGAUUUUGUAGUGUAUGGUAUGCCCAUUAGAUAAUUUGACACCUCGGCCCUUUAAACGGCAGUAGACUCGCCCUUUAGCACGGCUGAUAUUCCAUGUGGGACGUAAAGCAGGGAUGAAAGGCUGUAUGUGUCGACUUCGCAGCAGCAGAACUCGUACAUCACAAAAAUGGUGUAACCUUUCAACUUUGAACUAAUUUGAGGAACCACGCGUCCUUCGUUGUUUGUGAUUCACAAAAAGGGAGAUUAGAGAAAAUUCAGCGAGAGGUACCAUGGCCGAGAAUACGUGGACACGCUACCGAUGUGCGCUGAUCCUAUCAGGCUUAUUCCUGAUUGGUGCAUUGGCAGUCAUUUUGGCUGUGGCUCUUAGUGUGAUAGCCAAUCAGAUUGACGAUACCCAUGAAGGCGUGGUUCAAAGAGUGUUGGAUGAAUAUCCUCUGAUAGACGGGCACAACGAUUUUCCAUGGGCGGUUCGCCAAGCUGCUAAAAACAAAGUCUAUUCCUUUGAUUUUAACGACGAUCUAGGACAGUUAUGGACAGAUUUCAACAUAACCGAUCCCUCGUUUGAUUGGAUGCCUUCCUCCACAAAUAUUCCCAAGCUUCGCCAGGGCAAAAUCGGGGCACAGUUCUGGUCGAUAUUUGUUGCUUGUUCGUCGUCUGGAAAGGACGCCGUACGGAUGGGUUUAGACCAGAUAGACGUCGUUUAUAAGGUUGUCCGUCGUUACUCCGACGUCUUUGAGCUCGUCAAGACGGCCGACGGAUUAAUGGACGCAUUCCGAAGGAACAAAAUCGCUAGCGGUAUAGGCAUUGAAGGAGGUCACAUGAUCGGGAAUACUCUCGGGGUUCUUCGUAUGCUCUAUGAGUUAGGAGCUCGUUACAUGACCUUGACCCACAGCUGUGAUACCGACUGGGCAGACAGCUACAUUGUGGACAUCAAUGAAACAUCGACAAGAGGACUAUCCGACUUUGGAAAGAUCGUUGUCAAGGAGAUGAACCGACUUGGUAUGAUGGUAGAUUUAUCACACGCGUCAUACCAGACUACAGUUGAUGCUAUAAUGACGUCAGAGGCACCCGUUAUCUUCAGUCACUCCAACGUGUACGCCCUCUGUAAUCACAAAAGAAACGUACAUGAUGACGUCCUUGACAUGACGAAGGAGAACGGAGGGAUAGUUAUGGUUAAUUUUUACAAUGCCUACCUCAAUUGUGAACCAGACCAACAACACAACACAACGAUUGAUACAGUAGCCGAUCACAUCGAUUACAUCAAGAAUAGACUCGGAGAGGACUUUAUAGGAAUUGGUUCAGACUUCGAUGGUGUCAAUCCGCUACCGAUUGGUCUGGAAGAUGUGUCAAAAUAUCCUGACUUGCUUUUGGAGCUCCGAAAAAGGGGUUGGACAGAAGUGGCACUGCGGAAGUUAAUCGGGGAAAACUUCAUCAGAGUGUUUAAGGCAGUUGAAAGGGUGCGAGAUCAAUUAAAGGACCAACAACCUUAUGAAGACGUCAUUGACAGAGACGAAAUCCACGUGAAAGAGUGCACAACAAACAUUUAGAAUGGACACUUCAUCGCACUAUCAUAACUACUAUCGGAAUCACGAAAAGACAAUCUAUGGAUAUUAAUCGUAAUCAUGUAAAGAGGAAAUUGUUUUUGGAAAAGUACCACUGAAAAUGUUUGAUGUAGCAAACAUUUCAGUUCUCGCUGGUAUCAACCAGAAGUGUGACAAUUAUAAAAUUAUGAAAUUCACAGUGAGUCUUGUAAUAUCGAGAUGUUUUAAUUUGAGUGUAUGCGGAUUACGAUAUUAAACAUGAAACCAAUCAGAAGUAUAAAAUGUUGGUCACAUCUCAGAGGAGAUUUGUGAUAUAUUGAAAUAUCUGGAAUCGAUGAAUUGAAGAAUGAGUAUAUAAGAAACUUAAGAACACUAUUGAUUAAGAGUGACUAAGAACAAAAACGGGUUAGUAUAGCGAUAUGUUAUACGGCAGGGUCACUAAUUGCUCAAUAUAGAUUAGUGUAUUGUAUAUGUUUUACUGGAUUUUACUUAAUGAUAUGUAAACGUGUAUAUGUAUAUUGUAUAUUCGUGUAUGUAAUUGUGUACUUCAUAUAUAUUCAUGUACUAACAUUUUUAGAUGUCUAAUUUUCCCGGUGUGAACUUUUUUGUUUAGUUUGUGAAAUCAUAAUUCCAAUGGAACAGGGGUUAAAUUUUGUAACGGUUCUUUACGGACUGCUCCAUUUAAUUUAUGACAGAACAAAAUGAAGGAUAAACGUUAUUGAUAUUGACACAUGAAAUUAACAAUGAUACACGUUAUUAAAAUUGAUACAUGCUAUUGAAAUUAGUAUUGUCACAUGCUAUUGAUAUUGAUACACUUUACUGAUAUUGUUACACGUUAUUGAAAUUAAUAUUGAUAAACGUUAUUAAUAUUGAUACACGUUAUUAAUAUUGAUUCACGUUAUUA
Molecule: messenger RNA, 2462 nt
Organism: Pecten maximus
Lineage: Eukaryota; Metazoa; Mollusca; Bivalvia; Pectinida; Pectinidae
Product: dipeptidase 1-like
Exons: 11
Coding region: 287-1564 (425 amino acids)
Biological process (GO): proteolysis
Molecular function (GO): metallodipeptidase activity
Source: RefSeq, a predicted model, not a curated record